ACGAUAUACAGCAGUUAUCGAUUGCAGAAAGAGUGCAACUGUGAACGCGCUCGUUGAAAUUAAACAUACUCCUAUCUGUCGCAACAAAAAAUGGACGAGACUGUUGACGAAGCGGCGUUUAAUGCCAAUAUCGGCCGUAUUGCUCGAUCUACGCUUAUGCGAGAUGCUGAACAGUCGAUCCAUAGGGAGUUGAUCGACUACGCAGUAGCUUCUUGCCGACUGUUUUACAUCCAGGAUGCUUCAGCCUGGAAGGAAUGGAAAACCAACAACGAGGCUUUCAGGGAUCUCACUACCAAGGAAGUGUGCCAUUUAUUCCUGACUGACGUUCUGCCCCAACUGGACACCUAUCAGCUUACGGAGAUGGCCCGGCAACGCCUCAAGCUCCUGGAUCUUCAUCCAUUCUUCAAACGCGUUGGCCAAGGCUAUCAGUAUGCUCCAGAUUGCGACCUUGCAGCUCGAUUCGUGGUCCAGCCCCAGAAGAAUUUUAUCCUAACUAACGAUAUUCCCAAAAUCAAGAAAAUUGAUUCCCUGAAAAGAUGUCAAACCGUGCUUGUUGAAAACGAUGAAGUGGAGCAGAAGACCUGCUUUGGGUACCAAAGCAAAGUCACCCUGGAAUCCACCGUUGUGUUCUCGGUAUUGUUGUCCACCAAUCAUGAGCUUUCUAUUGGGAAGAUGCUCGAUAUAAGAGAGAUUCACGCACGACUGCGACGCGCCAAACAAUCAUUUGAGGAUACUGCCAGAGUUACUCCGUACCGAAUCAACAUAGACGACCUAAUUUACAAUUUGGAUGUCUGUGCUAAGGUCAGAUCUAAACUUUGCCGAGUAAUAAGUGAUUGUAAAAAGUAUUAAAAUGGAUUACAAUACGUGUGAUUUAU
Molecule: messenger RNA, 875 nt
Organism: Drosophila erecta
Lineage: Eukaryota; Metazoa; Arthropoda; Insecta; Diptera; Drosophilidae
Exons: 2
Coding region: 91-849 (252 amino acids)
Source: RefSeq, a predicted model, not a curated record